GGCCCGGCGGAGCAGUCUGUCGCUUGAGCGUUCCCCCGCGCACAGCUGCGCUCGGGACGCGGCGCCAUGAGGCUGAGCCCGCGCGCCCUGUGCGACGCCGCCCGGGCCGCUUGGCGGGAGACCUUCCCCCUGGGCGGCCGCGACGUGGCGCGCUGGUUCCCGGGCCACAUGGCCAGGGGGCUGAAGAAGAUGCAGAGCAGCCUAAAGCUGGUGGACUGUAUCAUCGAGGUGCAUGAUGCCCGGAUCCCACUUUCAGGCCGCAACCCUCUGUUUCAGGAAACCCUUGGGCUUAAGCCUCACUUACUCGUCCUUAACAAGAUGGACUUGGCGGAUCUGGAGGAGCAGCAGAAAAUUAUACGACACUUAGAAGGAGAAGGGCUAAAAAAUGUCGUUUUUACCAACUGUGUAAAAGAUGAAAAUGUCAAGCAGAUCAUCCCGAGGGUCACGGAACUGGUCGGGAGCAGCUACCGCUAUCACCGAGGAGAGAAUCUAGAGUACUGCAUCAUGGUGAUCGGGGUCCCCAACGUGGGCAAGUCCUCACUCAUCAAUUCCCUGCGGAGACAGCACCUCAGGAAAGGAAAAGCCACCAGGGUGGGCGGCGAGCCUGGGAUCACUAGAGCUGUGAUGUCCAGAAUUCAGGUGUGUGAGCGGCCCCUGAUGUUCCUGCUGGACACUCCUGGGGUGCUGGCGCCUCGGAUUGAAAGCGUGGAGACGGGCCUAAAGCUGGCCCUGUGUGGAACCGUGUUGGACCACCUGGUCGGGGAGGAGACCCUGGCCGACUACCUUCUCUACACCCUGAACCGGCACCAGCUCUUCGGGUACGUGCAGCACUACGGCCUGGGCAGGGCCUGUGACGAUGUCGUCAGCGUGCUGAAGCACGUGGCUGUGAAGCUAGGGAAGACACAGAAGGUGAAGGUGCUGACUGGCACAGGUGAUGUGAAUAUCGUUCAGCCCAACUACGCUGCAGCAGCCCGAGACUUCCUCCACACCUUCCGCAGUGGGCGGCUGGGCCCCGUGAUGCUGGACCGGGACGUCCUGCAGAGCCUCCCCGAGGCAGGGGCUCAGGGCCACCACCCUGCCGAGAUGGACCCCUGAACUGGUCACUCCC
This is a messenger RNA of Ceratotherium simum simum (southern white rhinoceros), 1108 nucleotides long. It is a transcript of the gene MTG1, whose product is annotated as mitochondrial ribosome associated GTPase 1. Lineage: Eukaryota; Metazoa; Chordata; Mammalia; Perissodactyla; Rhinocerotidae. Gene Ontology annotation, molecular function: GTPase activity; GTP binding. Gene Ontology annotation, biological process: mitochondrial translation. Gene Ontology annotation, cellular component: mitochondrion. The record is from RefSeq and is a predicted model, not a curated record.